This is a messenger RNA of Cajanus cajan (pigeon pea), 1200 nucleotides long. RefSeq names its product polygalacturonase inhibitor 2. Gene Ontology annotation, molecular function: protein binding. The record is from RefSeq and is a predicted model, not a curated record. Lineage: Eukaryota; Viridiplantae; Streptophyta; Magnoliopsida; Fabales; Fabaceae.
AUGGGAAGCAUGUUUAUGUUGGGAGUGUGGUUGUGCCUAUUGUUGUCACCAUUUCCACUUGCAUUCUCGGAGCGGUGCCACCCCAUUGACAAAAAAGCACUGCUCCAACUGAAGAAAGACUUCAACAACCCUUAUAUCUUAGCCUCGUGGGACCCAAAUGAGGAUUGUCGCGAGUGGUACUGCGUCAAGUGUGACCUCAAAACGCAUCGUAUCACUGACCUCUUCAUAGCACCCUCUGUCCCUGAAACCAACUUCCAUGGGCGAAUACCUCCCUCAGUGGGUGACCUCACUUACCUACAGUACCUCUCCUUCCACAAGCUCUUUUUUUCCAAUAAACUCCCCAACCUCGUCGGCCCAAUCCAGCCCACCAUCGCCAAACUCACCAAUCUCAAGUAUCUCAUUCUCACCAACAUAGCUAUCUCCGGCCCAGUACCCUCUUUUCUGGCCCAACUCAAGAACCUUGACACGCUCGACCUUUCUUUUAACAACCUUUCCGGCCCCAUACCAAGCUCACUUACCACACUGCCUAAACUCACGUUCCUCGAUUUCAGCCGCAACAAGCUCACGGGCCCAGUCCCGGCCUUCGGGUCCCCCAAAAAGCCCGGGCCAAGCCUCGUGCUAUCUCACAACCAGCUUUCGGGGCCCAUUCCCGCUUCCUUGGCCAACUUAGAAAGGAUAGACCUCUCGAGGAACAAGCUGGAAGGCGAUGCCUCCAUUCUUUUCAGCAAAAGGCCGCAGCAUCUCGACCUUUCAAGAAACAUGUUCGCGUUUGAUCUUUCUCGUGUGAAGGUUCCCCAGAAUAGCUUAACAUGGUUGGAUCUCAAUCACAACAAGAUUUAUGAAAGCAUUCCUGGAGGGUUGGCCAAAGUUGAAAAUUUGCAGGUAUUCAUUGUGAGCUAUAAUCAGUUAUGUGGUCAAAUACCACGGGGUGGGAAAUUGCAAACGUUUGAUAAGUAUUCGUAUUUUCAGAACAAGUGUUUGUGUGGAUCACCGCUUUCGCCCUGCAACAAUAAGUAGGUGACUCGGACUUUCUAAGCACACUUCGAUUUGAGUUAAAUAAAUUUAUUGUUCAAGUGUGUUUGUGUACUCUUGCUCAUCUUAGUUGGCUUUGGUUGUCACGACUCACGAGAUUUGUUGUACUAGAAGUAGGUUUUGACUUUUGAGCGAUUAUCAUGACAAUGAAUUGUUAGAUUCGUGAUG